This is a messenger RNA of Amoebophrya sp. A120, 5455 nucleotides long. The record is from the annotation of a GenBank genome assembly. NCBI's taxonomy places the organism in Eukaryota, Dinophyceae, Syndiniales, Amoebophryaceae.
CGCGAGCACGAGACGCUGGUUGAAAAGCUUCGGCUGUGGCUCAGCCACGCCAACGCAGACGCAGUGGUGUGGUUGGAUUAUGAUAAGGAGAACUUUGUGUCCCGCCUCCUCAUGCGCGGGCUUUCUGCCUCCCCGUUCUCCGCACGCCACGUGUCUUUUCUCGGGCGCGUAUCAAAAGGAAAAAUCCCCCCUCCCCAUAUCAAAAGGAAGUUUCUGAUGCUGGAUUUGCGUAGACAAAUCAGCUGUGUAAUGCAGAGAGGCACUGCGGGCAGAUCUCCAGGCUAGAUGGGGGCGUAUGCGUCUAGUUGUUCAGCAUGGCAAACGGCUCCCCUUUAGGCCCAACAGCAUGACAAAUCGCCUCCAUAAUGGGGCGGAAGCUCCUGCCCUUGUCUUCUAGCAAGACAAAUGUGAUUUGUGACCUCAAAUCAGCAACAAGACUUCUUGUCUUGCGGCCCUUUUCCCACAUUAGAGACGGGGCCGCACCCCCGUGAGAUCAUCUCGUCCGGACUCAUCGUGGAGAUCAACCCCCGUGAGAUCCAAGAUCCGUAGAGGCACUCUGUAACAGGCAUCAGGUGCGGCUGAUGAACCUUUUGAAACUUCCUAGUAAAUCAAAUCAAAUCAAAAUAAUGAGGACACAUUUGCCCUCCACCUGAAGCGCGUACGUGCGCAAAAUGCUUCGGUGGCCCCAGUAUGGUGAGCUCGCGACUCCGCGGGUGAUCGAAGAGAUGCCGACUUCUUCCGUGUUUCCGCUCCGAUCAAACUUCCUCUUCUUCCCGGCCUCGCAUGCGGACUUCCACGCUUCCUUGUGCCUGCCGGACGGGACCUCCGGUGUAAGCGGCUUUGCAGUGUCGGCGGGCUGCUCAUAGAGGAGUGCGGAUGUAUGCCGGAGCGGGCGUCUGCACCAGGUCCACGAGGAUGCCGCGCCCACCAGCGGAGAGCCUAGAUGCGCGGGGAGAUCAGGGACAAAAUCUUUGUGUGUUGCAGUUCGCUAUUGGUGUUGUCGUUAUGCCUGUUCCUUGUGUACUCAUGGGAUGAUCUAUUCUUAACACUGAACUCAGGUCGAAACUCGUCGCUGCCACUCUCUCUUUUGGCCGGUGGUUUUCUACAAUUCGACACGGCUUCUUGCAGCGGCUCUCUGCGGCGCUGGUUCGGGCUCGUCUUCUGCCGCGUAUGGAUGUCUGUGUUAAGCGGGCGGCGUCGUGGACAUCGUGUUUCGUGGGUGCCAGCAGCAACAUUUUCUCCUGCUUUUACCAUGCAGACAAGCCUGAGUCAGACCACAAGCGUUCUGGCCCGAUCGCCGCCACAAGCGCAGGCGCGGACUCCCACAAGCGUGAGGUCAGGCUUGUAGGCAUGGUAGCCGGUCCCUGUGUGGUGGGGCUCUUUACGGCGGUGGCUGCCUGCGGCCGGCGGCGGGUUGGUGCGCUUCUUCUGUUUUGGCGGCUGAGUGCGGCUUCGGCGAGGCCAAGGUGGAGAGGUUCGUUCGGUCUGCCGCACUUGCGCGAGCGGAGCCUUUAUUUUCCUACGUUCUUCUGGAUCGGAAACGAUACAUCUUACGGCCAAGGAGGGAGCGGUGGGCCAUACGUGCGCGGCGGCGUCGGUGCUCGUGGACUCGAUCGCGAAUUUCCUCUCGGGAGAGGAGGAUAAUGUAGUUUCAUUCCAUACUUGGCUACAUCUCCUCUCUUGCGGCUCCCGUGCUCGCGGUGGCAGCUGUUCCGGCGACCCUGGCCUACGUUACGUUGGAACUUUGGGAUCCUGUUGCUUCUCCCGAGCGAGGCCGUCUUGCCUUCCACUCAGGGCUCUCGUGGAUUGAGCCUGGCGGGAAAUUCCCGUUGCGUGAGGCUCUUGCCAGGAGUGCGUCCACGCUUGCCGACGCGGUUUCGGGGGUAGACGGGGUCAGGGUGGCUAUCGGAGCUUGCUCCGGGGCUUGCGGUGUGGGGGCGUGUUCAUGGGGCUGUGCCCGGGCUCAGCGAGGAUUUUUUCCCUGUCUGUGCUCCCUCGUGUUCAUGCUACUGUGCUGCUUGACUGGUAGUCAUUUUGGCUUUUGUUUUUCCUCCGUCGCUGUCGUUUGGUCCCCAGGGCUGCUACGGACAGAGCCCCCUGGGUUACCACGGUCGAGUGGUUGUGCGUUUCGGUUCUCCUAUGCCCAUGCCUACCGUGUACUUGCCGCUGGGUACUGGUAGAGCGUCUCUUUCGUCAGACUUUUUCGCUUCGGCGAAAUGACAUGACGAUUGUUUGGGGAGGUUCCUAACGGUCCCCUCAGGGCAUUGCCUCGUCGCUGACCUGUGGAGAAAGGCGGUUCAGGUCAGCUUCGGGAAGGGUAUCCGGAGUUGAGUUAGCUUCGGCUUUCUCUUGUGUAUUCGAGGGCAGUGGUUGGCGGAGGUUGUCGGGUUGUUCCUAAUUGGUCAUCCCAGAACAUUUGUGUUCCCUUGUGACUUCCUCAUUUCCUGUGCAGUUUUAUACUGCAUAUACAGGCGCCACCCUCGUUUAUCACCUCCAGGGCUACGUGCGACCCCUCCGACGCUGCGUGUGGAAGGAGGAAGUUCGGCGUGUCGGGUGAGGGACGCCCGACGGCUGGCCUACGGAUAUCAGGUGGAUCACAGGCUCAAAUCAGCAACACAAAUUUUCGAAGUCAUACCUUUUCAAUAUGGGGAGGGGGGGUUUUUCCUCUCAAUAGCGCGCCUCGUCGGGGGGGACCACCGGCGGCCCCUCCGCCGAAUUCGGGCAACUACACCUGGGAACGACAAUGGAAAAGGGGGUCAGAAAUGUCAACGUAGAUGCUGGGGACAACGCGGGGGACCCUCCUAUUGCGACCGGAUCCGACGGAAACAGCGGGCGGCUCCUUGAGCUGGGAACUGCAGGUGACCUCGCGGCACUGAUGAACUCUUCCCCACCAGAGGAGGGCGCGAUGCCGGCGUCCAGCAUGGCAAGGUGGCAGCAGCACUCCGCGUCUGCCAUCGGCACAGCUCCCGGCGCCCGAAAGGAGAGGCCGAGUCUUCGAAGUUUGAUGCCAAUUUUGAAGUACCGCUACGGGUCGACCUUUGUGGACUACUGUUCUAGGGAGCGGGAGAAGGCCAACCCGUCCGCGCGCGUGGACGAGCCGCCCGGGAGGCACGGGGCUCAGCUGGCUCCGGUCGUUCACCACCAGGAACAGAUGUCGACGUUCGAGCGCAAAGGCACAAUAGUACAAUAUGUUUAAUAUUUCUGCAUAUGUUGAGGUCCUCUCGGAUAAUGAAAGAGCACGCGGUUUUCAUAUUCCGGAUCGUUUGAAGAUCCGAUUUGUGAACUAUAACACUCUGCCCGUCCCUCCUGUAGUGCCAUGAUAUAGUACCAACAAUUUCAUCAUUCGUCGCGAUGUUGUUGUGUAGCAUGUUACAAAAAGCUGCAGAACACGAACGCGAAUCCGUCACAGGUGUUCACGCCGACGCGGGACUUGCGGAAGGUGUCGGUUGACUAUGGAAGCAUAAUUCUUCCGGGAGAAUUUUACCAUCACGGGCGACGGGAUUCGACGAUAUUCGGCUUUGCACGGCGCCAGAGCUCCGUGGCACCUCCGGCGGGGGACGCGGAGCGGCGCAGACCUAGCAUGAUGCUUUCCCGUGCGGGAAGCCGUGCGUUCCACGAGGUUGCGGGGCCCGGCGCCAUUGCAGCACCCGGUGCGGCGUCCUCUGCGCAACAGCACCAUCCCGGUUUGCUACGAAAAGACUCGCGCAUAGAGGAAAACCCCACGUCGACCUCCGGUUCCGCCCGGCCCACUCUGCUUUUUCACCGCAAGGACAGCAGCAUGCAACUCCUGCGCAAAGAUAGCACGUCCUUCUUUCCAGAGCGGAAGAGUGCGCGCAGGACGUUUUCGCGCGCGGGCUCGGUCAUGUUUCCCGACCAGAUUUUGGAGGAGCCGGAGGAGCUGCCGAGUGGACCGCCACCUCCGUGCGUCAACAGUGCCGCGACUUCCACAACCGCCAACCUCCAGGCCGUGGCGAACAACCCGAGCCUGAAGAAGUUGUUGCGGCGCAAGGAAAGCACGGUUUUAGAGGAGCACGGGCUCGGCGACGGGAAACAGCUGCUUCGCACCGAAAACUCCACCUACGUGGUGGUGCAGUCGGACACUAACAGCAGCGCCUCCAAACCGGACCUCCGGCGAGGAUCGUGCGACGCCGCCGCGGCGGCGGACCUGGUGUCGCUGAGCAAUGCAAGAAGCUCGAUUUUGAAAACACAGCAGCACCAGUUGGACCUGUUGAAUAGCUCGCUGGAGCAGCGGCGGAGGCGCAGCACGCUGUCUCGUGGAUCGGUGCUGCUGCCGGGCGGGAUGGUCGUGGUGGACCAGGCAACUGGUACCGCAGCGGAGCAGGAGAGCGGCGCAUUAACAGUGUCUCCCACCGGCGCACCCGCGCAGGUGCGCGUGUCCGUACAGGGCGGGGGACAGAUUCUGGUACAGCCCCGGCGGCACUCCACACGGACGAGUGUAGCGGAACCGCGCAUGUCGAAAGCUUUUUUGCUGGAGGACAUCGACGAGAACACGUGUGCCCUGCCUGGCGGCAGCCCUAGUAGUACAACUGGGCGCAGAAACUCUCGGGCGCCCGGUGCCGUGCUGCGGCGGAAGGCCUCGGAAAUCAACCGUGCGGAGGGACGUAAUGUGGGUGUGCACCGAGGGAUCAUGGAACAAGAUGCGGCCGAGUCGAAGAUCAGCGUCCGCCGGAUGACGCUAGAGUCGCCCAAGCAGAAGGCCGCGGCGGAGGAGGAGAGUGUGUCCCCGGCGGAGCUGCUGCGGAGCAUUCUGCAGCAGGAGGCAACGGAAAGUAUGCUGGCGAAGAGCAGCGGCGGGGUGCUGGUGACCGGAGGAGUAGACGGGGGUUCGUCCUCUUCGGGUUCCCAAGCUGCACCUGUGGGAAAAGCGAAGACCGAGGGCUCGGGUUCGGGCCGGCAGGGUGGAGCGAAGGGACUGUGGAAAGCGGUGGCAACAGUCGCUCGGAUUUCGGUGAACUUCAAGAAGAAGAAAGGCGCAAAAAAGAAUAAAGCCGGGUUGAGCAGUACUGCAGAGGUCGCAAAGACGCAGUCGAUGCCCGCUGCCCGAAAUCUGCAGCAGCUGCUGUUUGCGGAUGAAGGUCCAACCUUGCUGGAAGAUGAGCCGGAGCCCAUUCUAAAAUCGAGCAGUAGCUUCGCCAAAAAGACGCGGCGCGAGUCCACUGUCACUUUUGACUUAUCAAAUGACACGCAAACAUUUACUGCGCCCGAGACAAUACUAGAGUAGUAGCUUUGAUGUUCGCAAGCCUUUUACCUUUUCUCCUGUGUAUGAUUAGCUGACAGAAUUUUCUACAACGCGAAGUUGUUAAAGCAUCAUAACCAUUAUAUUUGCAUUUCGGCGUAAUUAGAGCGUUGCGGCUGUACGAACUUCCGUCGUACCUACUGUAGACAGAGCUUUUGGAAUGUAAAAUGUACAUUGUCCUCGACGAAAAAAGUUGAU